AUGUCGUCACACGCAACACUGAGCGCAGCGGCCGACGACCGCAAGGCCCGGCUCGCCAAGCUCAAGAGCCUCAAGCGCAAACAGCCCGGCGAGGACCACGACAACGACGGCGGCGACAGCGCGGCUCCGUCCCACGACCACAACGACGAUACCACCGCCACCACCAACACCAACAACAACAAUGACAACAACGACAACGGCGAGGCCCCCCCCAGCCCGCCAUCCAACGACGUAGCGCGGCUACACCUGUCGGGGCGCAACUACGACGUCGCGGCGCGGGGGCCGAAGCUGGGGUUCGAGGCGCCGCCGACGCUGGGCCUGGAGACGGCGACGCUGGAGGAGCAGGCGGCGUCGCUGGAGGAGGCGUCGCGGCGGCAGGCGGCGGCGGACGCGGCGGACGACAAGGGCAUCGACCUGUUCAAGUUGCAGCCCAAGAAGCCUAACUGGGACCUCAAGCGGGAGCUGGGCCGCAAGCUCGAGGUGCUCAACGCGCGCACCGACAACGCCAUUGCGCGGCUCGUGCGCGAGCGGCUGGCUGCAAAGAAGGCUGUCGCGUCGUCGUCGUCGUCUCAAUCGCAGAGCAGCGAGAAGGCGGCGGCGGCAGGUGGAGAUUUGCUGGACGGCGCUGCGCUUGUCGAGGGCAUGCGACUGCGGGAGAAGGAGGAGGAGGAAGAGACGAGACGGGAGCGAGAGCUGGAGGAGGCGGACUUGGCCUGA
Lasiosphaeria miniovina is the source of this 717-nucleotide messenger RNA. RefSeq names its product cwf18 pre-mRNA splicing factor-domain-containing protein. The transcript has a single exon. NCBI's taxonomy places the organism in Eukaryota, Fungi, Ascomycota, Sordariomycetes, Sordariales, Lasiosphaeriaceae. The record is from RefSeq and is a predicted model, not a curated record. Gene Ontology annotation, cellular component: U2-type spliceosomal complex; post-mRNA release spliceosomal complex. Bases 1 to 717 code for a protein of 238 amino acids.